Messenger RNA from Aplosporella prunicola CBS 121167, 3202 nucleotides. RefSeq lists its product as uncharacterized. Gene Ontology annotation, cellular component: cytoplasm; mitochondrion; mitochondrial matrix. Gene Ontology annotation, biological process: L-arginine biosynthetic process. Bases 199 to 2871 code for a protein of 890 amino acids. Lineage: Eukaryota; Fungi; Ascomycota; Dothideomycetes; Botryosphaeriales; Aplosporellaceae. The transcript is spliced from 3 exons. The record is from RefSeq and is a predicted model, not a curated record. Gene Ontology annotation, molecular function: L-glutamate N-acetyltransferase activity, acting on acetyl-CoA as donor; acetylglutamate kinase activity; arginine binding.
GCACGAGGGAAAAUCCCAACCCCCAAUCUACCAACACCUCCAGGUCACCCUCUUGCGUCGCCUAGCUCCCUCAAGCGCCGCCAGCUUUCAUGCUCUUCUUCCCCUUUGGCUGAGAGGCGUUAAUUGACCCCAGACUUCUCUCCUUCGGCCUGCCAGCGAGCCCGUUCUCUUUGAAAGCAUCGGUCCCUACCCUCCACCAUGUACCCUCUCCGCACCCGAGCCGCGGCCGCGGCCGUGUCCAGGUCCGCCCUCCGCCGAGUCGCCAGAUCCUCGAUACCGCGCGCCUCGGCCGGUCUGCUGCAGCCAUGUGCGAAGCGCUACACUACCUCAUCUGAGAGUCGGCAGGAGGGCGCGCGCACCGCCAUCAUGAAGAUUCUAAAGGAUGUUGGUUCCAAGCGCGAGAUCCAGCAGUACCUGGCGCAAUUCAGCUCCGUUCAGUCGCAGCAAUUCGCCGUCAUCAAAGUCGGCGGCGCCAUCCUGACGGAUCACCUGGACGCACUGUGCACCGCUCUGCGCAACCUGACCACCAUGGGCUUGUAUCCUGUCAUUGUCCAUGGUGCCGGUCCGCAAUUGAACAAGUUGAUUGAGGCGGCGGGUGUCGAGCCCGAGUUUGAGGAGGGUAUUCGCGUCACCGAUGCGAAGACUCUGGGCAUUGCCCGCAAGCUCUUCCUCGAGGAGAACAUGAAGCUGGUUUCGGCGCUGUGGGCCGAGGGCGUGCGCGCUCGUCCCAUCACCGCGGGCGUCUUGACCGCCGAUUACUUGGACAAGGAGAAGUGGAAGCUGGUCGGUCAGAUCACUCAGGUUAACCCCAAGCCCAUUGAGGCUGCCAUUGAGGCCAAGGAGCUGCCCGUUUUGACCUCUAUGGCCGAGACGGAGGAGGGCCAGGUCCUCAACGUCAAUGCCGACGUUGCUGCCGGCGAGCUGGCUCGCGCGCUUGAGCCAUUGAAGAUUGUCUAUCUCUCGGAGAAGGGCGGUCUAUGGAACGCCAGCACCAACGAGAUGAUUUCGUCCAUCAACCUGGACGAGGAGUACGAUCACCUGAUGGCGCAGCCCUGGGUCAAGCACGGCACCAAGCUGAAGAUUAAGGAGAUGAAGAAGCUGCUUGACGACCUGCCCAAGUCUUCCUCUGUCGCCAUUAUCCAUCCUUCUUUCCUCGAGAAGGAGCUUUUCACCGACUCUGGCGCCGGUACUCUGAUCAGGAGGGGCGACAAGCUCCAGACUGCGUCGCAGAUCACUGAGUUUCCCGAUCUCGCCAAGCUGAAGGAGGUUCUGAUCCGUGACCGCAAGGGUCUUGAUGCCGAGGCUGUUGUCGACCGUUACAUCCAGAGCCUGUCCAAGCGCCCGUUCAAGGCUUACUUUGAUGAGAAGAUGGAGGCGCUCGCCAUUGUCCACCCUCCCAGCGAGUCGAGCAAGACUGCGCACCUGGCCACCUUCACCGUCACCAAGCCCGGCUGGUUGACCAACCUCGCCGGCAAUAUCUUCACUCACCUGCAGAGCGACUUCCCUCGUCUUAUGUGGACCGUUGACACGCACGACGAGAACCUGCCUUGGUUCUCUGAGCGCGCCGACGGUACUCUCCGCCACAGCGACGAGGUCCUGUUCUGGCACGGCAUCACCGACCUUGACGAGGUCCGCCAGCUGAUGCUCGAGUUCAAGCAGCACGGCCGCUCUAUGUUUGGUGACAUCAACCUCGAGUCUCAGCUCGACCGUGCCGCCAAGUACGCUGAAGGCCUCCGCGCCCGCGCUGCUCAGAACUCGCAGACCCGCUCCUACUCCACCAUGCGCACUCUCUCUUCGCAGACCUCGCCCAUGGGCCGUGUGACGGCUGCUCUCCCCCGCUCCACCCGCGGCUACGCCACCACGACCAACCCCAACCCUCCGUACGGCAUCAAGUACAAGAGCAAGGACUGGCCCUCCAAGGUCGCUUUGAUUGGUGCCCGCGGCUACACUGGUCAGGCUCUGAUUGACUUGAUGAACAACCACCCCAACAUGGAUCUGCGCCACGUUUCGUCGCGCGAGCUCGCGGGCAAGAAGCUGCAGGGCUACAGCAAGCGCGAGAUUACGUACGAGAACCUGUCGCCGGACGACGUGCGCAAGAUGGCGGAGAAGGGCGAGGUGGACUGCUGGGUCAUGGCCAUGCCCAACGGCGUGUGCAAGCCGUUUGUGGACGCGAUUGACGAGGUCGGCAACCCGGAGACGGUGAUAGUGGACCUGUCGGCCGACUACCGCUUCGACUCGAAGUGGACGUACGGGCUGCCGGAGCUGAUUGACCGCUCCAAGAUUGCCAACGCCACGCGCAUCGCCAACCCGGGCUGCUAUGCCACGGCGGCGCAGAUUGGCAUUGCGCCGCUGGUCGACUUUAUCGGCGGCGGGCAGCCGACGGUUUUCGGUGUCUCGGGCUACUCGGGCGCCGGCACCAAGCCCAGCCCCAAGAACGACGUGCAGAAUCUGACCAACAACCUGAUUCCGUACAGCUUGACGGACCACAUCCACGAGCGUGAGAUUUCGGACCAGCUGAAGACGGCGGUGGGCUUCAUCCCGCACGUGGCAGUGUGGUUCCAGGGGAUUCACCACACGAUCAACAUCCCGCUCAAGCAGGAAAUGAAGGCGCGCGACAUCCGCCAGCUCUACCAGGACCGCUACGCCGGCGAGAAGCUGAUCAAGGUGGUAGGCGAGAGCCCGCUGGUCAAGAACAUUAGCGGGCGCCACGGCGUCGAGGUCGGCGGCUUUGCCGUGCAUAGCUCGGGCAAGCGGGUUGUUGUGAACGCGACGAUUGAUAACUUGCUCAAGGGUGCCGCCACGCAGUGUCUGCAGAAUAUGAACUUGGCGCUGGGCUAUGGCGAGUACGAUGGUAUUCCGUUGGAUGUGUAGAUGUGGGGUAUUUUUGGGGUUUGAUGGGGAGGGGCAUGUGUGUGAGUGGUCGGGAGUAGAUAAAACCAUUUCGUUUUUUGGACGGGUAGGUGGGGUUUGUGGUGGGUGGAUGUGGUGAAGUGGGAUGGAUGGUGACUAUACCAACCAGACCACGCACGCCCACGCACGCACGCACCCAUCAAAGCCGUUUCUUACUUUUUACUUUUCCUCUUUUUUGUUGCUUAUCUUGUUGUAUAUGUUACAUAAGUGUAUCAUGACUUGGAUGGAUGGAGGGGCGGGUGUAGCAAUGCAUGCAUUUACCUUUUGUUUUAUCUUAACUACUAUUCUACCC